Boleophthalmus pectinirostris (great blue-spotted mudskipper) is the source of this 4857-nucleotide messenger RNA. RefSeq names its product alpha glucosidase 2 (gene gaa2). The coding region runs from base 152 to 3049 and encodes 965 amino acids. Gene Ontology annotation, biological process: carbohydrate metabolic process. The record is from RefSeq and is a predicted model, not a curated record. The transcript is spliced from 21 exons. NCBI's taxonomy places the organism in Eukaryota, Metazoa, Chordata, Actinopteri, Gobiiformes, Gobiidae. Gene Ontology annotation, molecular function: alpha-1,4-glucosidase activity; carbohydrate binding.
CGCGUGCGCACAUGCGUGCGCAGCUUUAGCAGCGUUUAGCUUCCGUAAACUCCGACUGUUCCUCCAAAUGUGCCGCUGUGAGUCACCGGGCAGAUCUGCCCUUGGAUAACGCUGUAAAUACGCUUCAGGCCUAGUGUGGUCGCAGAGGAGGAUGGUGUCAUACAAGCGUCUGGACCCAGAGCAGGUGCGCUUCUCUGGGGGGGCCUUCAGCGAUGAGAGGCCACCGGUUUACGAGGAGACUGCCGUCCCAGAGCAAGAGGAGGCCCCUCUGAUGCACUGGACUCGCCGCUGCUCCGUCACUAGAAGCCUGUUUGUGAUUGGAUGUCUGCUGCUGCUCCUGUUGGGGGGCUGGCUCCUGGGAACCAGAUACUGGCUCCUCUCCUCCCCCUCCUCCUCACUCCCCCACCAUCCCCCUGCUCCCGCUCCAGGCAGAGGCUCUAACCCUAACUCCACAGCCCCCUCCAGUGCCCCUGCUCCCCCCAGAGAAGGCUGCACGGUGGUGCCAGAGACCUGGAGGUUUGACUGUUACCCGGAGAGAGGGGCAAUCGUGACCCAGGAGAUUUGUGAGUCCCGGAACUGCUGCUUUGUCCCUGGGCGCACCGGGCAAGACGGGGUGCCCUGGUGCUUCUACCCCCCAGACUUCCCCUCGUACUCCCUGGUGUCCAUGCAGCCCACCCCCCUGGGGCAGAAGGGCGUCCUGCAGAGGCAGCACAAGACCUACUACCCAGGAGACAUCAUGAGGCUGCAGCUGGAGGUGUUUGAAGAGACCAACUCACGCUUACAUGUCAAGAUCACGGAUGCUUCCAGCCCCAGGUAUGAGGUCCCCAUAGAGGUCCCCUCUGCCACAGAGAGGGCCCAGACUCCAGAGUAUGUGCUGGAGCUGUCCAAAGAGCCGUUUGGAGUCAUCGUGAGCCGAAGAUCCACUGGAGCCGUUCUUGUGAACACCAGCGUGGCUCCUCUCCUGUACACAGACCAGUACCUGCAGAUGUCCAGCUCUCUGACCUCUCAGUACAUCUACGGCCUGGGAGAGCACCGCUCCUCCUUCCAACACGACCUCCAAUGGAACACACUGACCAUGUGGGCGCGCGAUGUGCCUCCUACGGAGAAGACCAACUUGUACGGCGUGCACCCGUUCUACCUGGGCCUGGAGGAGGGAGGGCUGGCUCAUGGAUUCUUCCUGCUCAACUCCAACGCCAUGGAUGUGGUGCUGCAGCCUGCUCCUGCAAUCACCUGGAGGACCAUCGGAGGGGUGCUGGACUUUUACCUGUUCCUGGGCCCGGAGCCAGCCUCAGUGGUGCAGCAGUACCUGGAGGUUGUUGGACGCCCAGCCAUGCCCAUAUACUGGGCCUUGGGCUUCCAUCUCUGCCGCUGGGGCUACAAGACCAGCAACGCUACCUGGGAGGUGGUCAAGAGCAUGAGGGACUAUGGUAUACCUCAGGACGUCCAGUGGAAUGACAUAGACUACAUGGAGCGCUGCCUGGACUUUACCUAUGACCCAGUGAACUUUAACACUCUACCCGAGCUGGUGAAAGACCUGCACGCCCAUGACCAGCGCUACGUCCUCAUACUGGACCCAGGCAUCAGCAGCACCCAACCCCCGGGAGAAUACUGGCCCUACGAUGAAGGCCAAAAGAGAGCAGUGUUCAUCAGAGAUGCAGAUGGGAAUACACUCAUCGGGAAGGUGUGGCCUGGUCUCACAGCAUACCCAGACUUCUCAGAUGAGGCCACACAUGAGUGGUGGUUCGAGAACAUCCAGCGUUUCUACAGGAAGGUCCCCUUUGACGGCUUGUGGAUCGACAUGAAUGAACCCUCCAACUUCCUGGAUGGCUCUACAAAUGGCUGCCCCUCCAACAGCUUAGAGAACCCUCCAUACACACCAGGUGUGCUCGGAGGUCUGCUGCGCUCCAAAACAGUGUGUGCCAGCGCCCAGCAGAAGCUCUCCUCUCACUACAACCUGCACAGCUUGUACGGCCUGCAGGAGGCCAGGGCUACCUCUAGCGCACUGAGGCGGCUCCUGGGGAAGCGUCCCUUUGUCAUCUCGCGCUCAUCCUUCCCUGGACAGGGACAGUACUCUGGACACUGGCUCGGAGACAACCGCAGUAACUGGAAGGACAUGGCGGCCUCCAUCGCAGGUAUCCUGAGCUUUAACCUGCUGGGCGUGCCUCUGGUGGGGGCAGACGUGUGCGGCUUCAGUGAGCAGACAGACGAGGAGCUGUGUGUGCGCUGGACCCAGCUCGGAGCACUGUACCCCUUCAGCCGCAACCACAAUGCCAUGGACAGCCCAGCUCAGGACCCCUCAGCCUUCAGCCCCUCUGCUCGCGCUGCCAUGAGAUCAGCCCUGCUCCUGAGAUACUCCCUGUUUCCUCUGCUGUACACGCUGUUCCACCAGGCUCACGCACACGGGCACACAGUGGCCCGCCCCCUGCUGUUCGAGUUUCCCCAUGACCCACACACCUAUGGGAUCGACCAGCAGUUUCUUUGGGGGCGGGGCUUACUGGUCACCCCAGUGCUACUUCCUGGUGUGGACUCUGUGCAGGGGUACUUCCCAGCUGGCCACUGGUACGAUUUCUACACGGGGAACAGCUUCCUCAGUGCUGGAGAGGAGAGGAGUCUACCUGCUCCUCUGGACAAGAUCAACCUCCACCUGAGAGAGGGCACCAUCACCCCCACACAGAGGCCUAACCUGACACUGUGGGUGAGCAGUGGGCAGCCCCUGCACCUGCUCUGUGCUCUGUCUGAGGAGGGAGACGCCUCUGGAGAGAUGUUUUGGGACGACGGGGAGAGCCUGGACACAUAUGAGAAUGAGCAGUACGCCUAUGUGCUCUUCAACAUUUCCAAGAACGUCCUGCGCUCUUCGGUGGUGCAUGCUCAUGUGGAGGCCUCUUACAUCACAGUAGAAUCCUCUUCGUUCUAUGGAGUUCAGAUCAGACCUGAGCAGGUCCUGGUCAACGGCCUGGAGGCCUCCUUCACCUAUGAGGACAACAAGGUUCUGACUGUAGCAGACCUGGGACUGAACCUCAACCAGAACUUCACCAUCAGCUGGAGCUAACUGCAGACCACAUACUCCACAUACUCACAGACUGACAUGGAAACAAGCAAACAGGAGGGGGCGCUCUACACUUUACCACACCAUCCGCUGGAGCUAGCCAGAGGAGCACAUACACGCAGGCUUCCAUGGACAUGAGCAACCAGGAGGGGGCGCUCUACACUGUACCGUACCAUCAGCUGGAGUGAACGUGCCUGUACAGGGUUUUAAGCAGUUUGUUCUGCUGUGAUAUUGCACCAUGACCCACAAACUACUGUCUGGGAACGUGUUUCCUCUUUACUGAGUAUGAUUAGUCCUUUUGGUCACUUUUUAAAAUGCAAUGUGACAGAGAAUCAUGUGUCCGGGAUUGUGUCAGAUAGUUGAUUUCUCAUGAUUCUUAGUAACAAUGUGCCUGAUUGGAUGAUAAAUGUGACGCUGUCAGUAGCUUCUGCAUUAAUCACUACUUGAGUAAAUAUUCAUAACUGAAUCGAUUAUACUUUACACUAAUCUUUUUCCAAACGAUGAAUGAUGGAAAGAGCGUUCAAAUUAGGUACAGUAGCGCUUUAAGCAGAGAUGUCAUGGAUACAACCAGCCAGGAGGGGGCGCUCUUACACUUUUACACAUGUUUGACAAAUACUUAAAGUGCAUAUGGCAGGUUAAAGUGCUUUUCACUAAACAUAGUUAACAUCAUUUUAUUUAAGAUUUCACUUCAAAUGACCUAGUUUCAUCUAGUUUUUAUAAUUUGAUUUUAGAGAGCAGAUGUAACAUACGAGGUCAUUCUGUAACUGUUACCUGGCAACUGUAAUGUAACCAAGGGCCAAAAUGUGUCCAAAUUACACAAUGUAGUACACAGUGAUUAAACUCACACAAAUAGAGGACAUCCUUUAUUUUGUUUAAACUGUCAAAGUGUUUUUGUGCGUGAAUUGCCUUUUUUUUUGCCAUAAAUUGUCACUUAACUGAUGUAAAACUAUGAUAAACAUUUAACGCAGGUACUAUCUAUGAAACCAAGUCAGAAUUUAAAACUUGAAAACCAGUCACAUGCAUUUUAAAGGGUCUAUAUUACAUAACAGUGACUCUUGUGAGCUUUUAGUCAUGUUAAAAUGCCGUUACCUCCUCAAAAACAGACCUGGAGUAAUCCUUUUUUAUUAGUCCGUCUACAUCUCCAAAGCUCAAAAUUCUCUUCCACCUUGCGAUGUCAUGUAGUGGUAUUUUCCAAGUCGGCAUCUACACUUUUACCUUUUGUUUAGCAGAGACUCGAAACUCCAGGGUUGAAAUUCGAGUGUAUGGAGUAAAAAUAAGUUGAGAGAUGAACUAAAUGUGCAGGUUUGUGUGUUAAACAUGUGAAUGAAACAAACACAACUCCAGGUGUGUUUGUGAUGAGGAAACGACAUUCAGACACAGAUCAGAAAAGAGCUUAAAGUGUUCCCUUUAAUGGUUGCGCCUGGUUGUUGUUUUCAUUAGUUUUGCUGAUAAGUGCAAUAUACCAAAAUGUGUUUCAUGUUUGAAGUAUGAGUUGAAUUUGUGUUCGCACUGAUCACACAUGUAGCUUUAACUGUCCCAGAGCCCAGCCCUGUGAGAGGAGGUCCUGUGACGUCCCCGUGAAGCUCACAGGCCUAUUUUUAUAACAGGGACUGCUUUUCUGGAUGAUUUGAGUGAGACACACUGCUGCUGCUCCUUCUGCUGCUGCUGCUUCAAAUGCCUUCGUACAUAUCCAUGUUUUACGGUGUGCAUGUCCCUGUACGACUCAUGUUUGAAACUUUGUGUUGCUGAUGAUUUGCUCAAAUGUUGAAAGUUUUAAUUUGUGUUUAAAAUAAAGUUUAAUUUUUAACAUG